AUGGUCAGAAACGAAAAGCUCAUCAUUGUGGUGCUUCAAGUGGACUCUUUUGUCUACACUCUGUCCGUUCAGCAACAAAGUACGUAUAGUUGUCUGGCACAUGCAGUUGGUCCUAGAUCAAUGGGUAUGGUUUCCUGUUCUACCUCUCGGAUGGCUGUCGAAUCCCGUCAUUCGGGCUACCCGCGUCCAAACUUACGUGCCAAUAUCCCCCGUACCGAAAAAAUCAUGGCUUCUCGUCAGCAGCAGCCGAAGAAAAGGGAUAGAACCAACGAGAACUGCGAUAAAGCGGUCAAAAACAUCAUGUGGCGUUGUGAGCAGAUACGACGACGGUACGGGGCCGAUGUGUAUGUCCAAGUCCGCUUCAAAAGCAGGUUCUAUGAAUACACGUCUUCCAAUGAGCACAAUUUCCCUAAAUCUCGCGCUGAGUUGGCUACCUUUAAGGCUAAGGUUUGGGAGAAAACGAUCUACCCGGUUCCUGUGACAAAAUCGCCACUGGACUAUGCGGAAAGAAGAUCUCGAUGCGACGUCAAAGGUCAAUCUGGCGUGGGUAGCGGUUGA
Molecule: messenger RNA, 558 nt
Organism: Colletotrichum tamarilloi
Lineage: Eukaryota; Fungi; Ascomycota; Sordariomycetes; Glomerellales; Glomerellaceae
Exons: 3
Coding region: 1-558 (185 amino acids)
Source: RefSeq, a predicted model, not a curated record